Molecule: messenger RNA, 1188 nt
Organism: Anoplophora glabripennis (Asian longhorned beetle)
Lineage: Eukaryota; Metazoa; Arthropoda; Insecta; Coleoptera; Cerambycidae
Product: basic proline-rich protein-like
Exons: 1
Coding region: 1-1188 (395 amino acids)
Source: RefSeq, a predicted model, not a curated record
AUGCCACCACCGGAAGCCGCAGAAGCCGAGGACCAAGGUCUGGAUGACCUGCACCCCGGCCGGCCAAUAGAGCCAGCGGCACCCCAAGUCGGGGCUCAGGACCAGGACGGUCCACACCUCGACCGGCCAACAGAGCCACGACUACCCUAUACCGAGGCCCAAGACCAGGACGGUCUCCACCCCGGUCGGCUAAUAAAGCCAACCAGCCAACCAGGACGGCAACCUACGGACCAUGGACGGGUCCAACGUCUGGAUGACGACCGCCCUCCAUGUCCACUGAUAGCCUACCCUGAGGCGACACCAGGCCCUAGCCAUGCUAGGCCACAUGCAAACCCCCGAGCCAGCCACCACCCGCUAAUAAAACCAACCAGCCAACCAGGACGGCAACCUACGGACCAUGGACGGGUCCAACGUCUGGACGACGACCGCCCUCCAUGUCCACUGAUAGCCUACCCUGAGGCGACACCAGGCCCUAGCCAUGCUAGGCCACAUGCAAACCCCCGAGCCAGCCACCACCCGCUAAUAAAACCAACCAGCCAACCAGGACGGCAACCUACGGACCAUGGACGGGUCCAACGUCUGGACGACGACCGCCCUCCAUGUCCACUGAUAGCCUACCCUGAGGCGACACCAGGCCCUAGCCAUGCUAGGCCACAUGCAAACCCCCGAGCCAGCCACCACCCGCUAAUAAAACCAACCAGCCAACCAGGACGGCAACCUACGGACCAUGGACGGGUCCAACGUCUGGACGACGACCGCCCUCCAUGUCCACUGAUAGCCUACCCUGAGGCGACACCAGGCCCUAGCCAUGCUAGGCCACAUGCAAACCCCCGAGCCAGCCACCACCCGCUAAUAAAACCAACCAGCCAACCAGGACGGCAACCUACGGACCAUGGACGGGUCCAACGUCUGGACGACGACCGCCCUCCAUGUCCACUGAUAGCCUACCCUGAGGCGACACCAGGCCCUAGCCAUGCUAGGCCACAUGCAGAGACCAAACCCCCGAACCAGCCAUCACCCGCUGUAGGCGGUCCAACCAAGCGACCGACCCAGCAUUUUCCCGGACACCUUGAUAUAAGGCGCAAGCGACGUCCAGUGAGGAUGGUCGCUAUUUCUCCGCCGCCCACCAAGAGGACUCAGCAGCCACGUCCCCACGAGAGGCCAGGGACGUCGGCCAACCCCCAGUAG